Messenger RNA from Euleptes europaea (tarantolino), 924 nucleotides. Its product is annotated as sulfotransferase 1B1-like. Bases 1 to 924 code for a protein of 307 amino acids. Lineage: Eukaryota; Metazoa; Chordata; Lepidosauria; Squamata; Sphaerodactylidae. The record is from RefSeq and is a predicted model, not a curated record. The transcript is spliced from 7 exons. Gene Ontology annotation, biological process: sulfation. Gene Ontology annotation, cellular component: cytoplasm. Gene Ontology annotation, molecular function: sulfotransferase activity.
AUGGCUAAUACCAAGGCCAAUGACGAAGCCCUACAGCAACUCAAGGCAGUAGUCAAGAGGUAUCCACUAGUGCCGGUCCAUGGGAUCCCCCUCAUGGAACCCAUUGCCCAACGAUGGGCUUCGGUUGAAAAAUUCAAAGCGCGGCCAGAUGACUUGGUCGUCGCCACCUACCCCAAAGCAGGUACCACAUGGAUGCAAGAGAUUGUCGAUCUCAUUCUUGCUGAUGGUAACACAGAAAAAUCUCGGCGAGUCCCAAUGCAUGUCCGAAUGCCAUUUUUAGAAUACUGUGCCCCACCCCCUUUGUCUUCAGGGGUUGAUAAACUAGUGAAUGCCCCAUCUCCUCGUCUGGUGAAAACUCACUUGCCAUUCCAGCUUCUUCCUAAAAGCUUUUUGGAAAAGAAUUGCAAGAUUAUUUACGUGGCCCGCAAUGCCAAGGACAACCUGGUCUCCUAUUACUUCUUCGACCAGAUGAAUUUGAUGCAGCCAGACCCAGGACCGUGGGACAGAUACGUGAAAAAAUUCAUGGAGGGCACAGUUCCAUGGGGCUCUUGGUAUGACCAUGUCCGGAGUUACUGGGAGGAGAAAGCAAAUCACCGUAUCCUGUAUGUCUUCUAUGAGGACAUGAAAGAGGACCUCGCUCGUGAGAUCCGGCGUGUCAAGGAUUUCCUUGAGGUUGACUUACCUGAGGACGUAGUUCAGAAGAUUGCCCAUCACACCUCCUUCCAGGUCAUGAAGGACAAUCCAAUGGCAAAUUAUGACACUGUUGCCAGCAUCAUCUUUGACAGGACGAAAAGCUCCUUUAUGAGGAAAGGUGAAGUUGGAGACUGGAAAAAUUAUUUCACGGUGGCUCAAAAAGAAGCUUUUGAUGCUGAUUACCUGCAAAAGAUGGAAGGAACAACUCUGCGAUUCCGGGAUGUGUUAUAG